AUGUCGGAUACGACUGCAACGGCUACUGCUAAAGCGAAUAAUGUUAGCAAAUCUUGGCCUCAAGAACAGAAUUGGAUUAAAGAUGUUUUAUCGAAAUCGGGUACAGAAUUAGUGCAAUUAACGUCUAAUAAGGCGGUGAAAAUAACCAAGAAAUUGAUUAAACAAAAUGAAAAGGGUGUUAAAGCUGUAGAUAAACGUGAAGGCGCUGGCGCACACAAUUGGGGUUCCGUUAAGGAUACCAUUGAGGAAGGCAAUAACACUAAUAAAAAUGUUGAAGAAAAUGGCAAUGCUGCUAAUGCUGGUGAAAAGAAUGAAGAAUCGGGUAAUGAACAAGCCACAGAACAAACUCCAGUCGAAGAAGAAGUUAAGGAAUUGACAUUGGAUGAAUGGAAAGCUCAACAGCAGCAACGUGCCAAGCCACAAUUUAAUAUACGUAAAGCAGGAGAAGGUGAAGAUACUACCAAAUGGAAGAAAAUGAUUGUUUUGAAUAAUAGCAAAGCUACCAAGGAAAAGAAGGGUACCGAAAGUGAAGAAGAAUUAGAAUUUGAUCCUGCCAUGUAUCCACAACGUGUGGGUAGACAACAACGUGUUUUAGAUAUACAAUUCAAUUUUAAUGAUGGACGUCGUUUGGGUGGUUUUGGUGGUAGAGGACGUGGUGGUAAUCGUAAUGGACCACGUAAUAAUAAUAAUAAUGCUGGUGCCGGUGCUGCUGUUGGUGGUGCUGGUGAAGGUGCUGCUGUUGCUGCAGCUACACCUAAACCACGUUUUGAGGGUGGUAAUCGUGGUGGUAAUAAUACUGGCACUAAUCGUGCUGCUGGUGGUAAACGUCAAUUUGGUGAUAAACAAAAUGCUGCACCAAAAGUUAAUGAUGAACGUCAAUUCCCUACAUUGGCUUAAAAAACUUAUUUAAGGGAUUUUUUUUUUGUUUUUUUUUCGUUAACAACUCUCCUUUUUUUUAAAGAGAAAGAGAGAGAGAGAGUAAAUAG
Molecule: messenger RNA, 986 nt
Organism: Lucilia cuprina (Australian sheep blowfly)
Lineage: Eukaryota; Metazoa; Arthropoda; Insecta; Diptera; Calliphoridae
Product: plasminogen activator inhibitor 1 RNA-binding protein
Exons: 3
Coding region: 1-897 (298 amino acids)
Cellular component (GO): nucleus; cytoplasm
Molecular function (GO): RNA binding
Source: RefSeq, a predicted model, not a curated record